This is a messenger RNA of Ziziphus jujuba (common jujube), 1066 nucleotides long. RefSeq lists its product as uncharacterized. The transcript has a single exon. Lineage: Eukaryota; Viridiplantae; Streptophyta; Magnoliopsida; Rosales; Rhamnaceae. The record is from RefSeq and is a predicted model, not a curated record. The coding region runs from base 263 to 790 and encodes 175 amino acids.
AAAUAGAACGUAAAAAACAAAAUAAAAAAUAAAAAAUAAUAAUAAAAACCGUUGAUAUUUGUAGAUCAACGAAAAGACCAAAAACUCCCAAGGAUCCCGUGAAACCUGGGAUACAACAAAACCGCAUUCUCUCACGUCCCCUUUCACCUUCCAAUCCCCAAUCUCAAAUACGCCCGUUAUCUCCGUGUCCUUUUCCGUCAUUUUACAACCUCCUCCUUCCCUAUAUUUUCCUCGCUAACAUCCUCCAUCGAUUUUCCCCCAAAUGAACAACCAGAGUCUCAUGGACCACCGCGACCCGACCCUCAUCCGACCCAACUCCCCAUCCUCGUCGUCGCUCAAACGGAAGCUCCAGUCCUCCUUCUGCUGCUUCGGCAAAAACCAGCCUCCAAUUUCCUCUUCCAUUUCCAAUUCUUCUUCUUCUUCGUCGUCGUCGUCGUUGUCAACCUCCGUUGUCGACGUUUCGAAGCCGAGGCUCAUGCGCAGUUCCACCAUGUGGAUGAAAUCUCGGGCACACGAUCUACCAGAAUUGAAAGACAAAUGCCGGAGUUUCAUUUCCCGAAUUGGCCGCCACCACAGUCGCCGGCAUUCUUCCGACUUCAGGUACGACGCGCUCAGUUAUUCAUUAAACUUCGACCAGAGCCAUGAAGACGAUGCCUAUCUCGACGAGUCCCCGUUACGGAGCUUCUCGUCGAGGUUACCGCAUUCUCCGGAGUCGUCCAGCCACCGCAAGUUGUCGUCGCCGCCUCCUCCCUCCGCACCGACGACGACGACGGAGAUUAGUGUCAGCUGAGAUUACACUAUAUAUAUAUAUAUAUAUAUGAAUGGUUAAAUUUUGGUAUUUGAGGGAUUAUAGACUGUGAAUACGUGAUUUUUAUGUGGUUCAAGUUUUAUUCCUACUUUUUUUUUUUUUUUUUCUUUCCUUCUUUUUCUGGGCAACAAAUCCUGCUUGUUAAUUUUCAUGGAUAUGUAUUUUUUUUUUUUUGGUUUUUCUUUGAAGAUAAACAAAUUUAAUCUCAACGUAUAUUUCUGCUAGCUCUUCAGCUUUCAUAAGCUUUUUCAUUUAUUA